This is a messenger RNA of Penicillium soppii, 1041 nucleotides long. RefSeq names its product TBP-associated factor 8 family protein. Gene Ontology annotation, cellular component: transcription factor TFIID complex. The record is from RefSeq and is a predicted model, not a curated record. Bases 1 to 1041 code for a protein of 346 amino acids. Lineage: Eukaryota; Fungi; Ascomycota; Eurotiomycetes; Eurotiales; Aspergillaceae. The transcript is spliced from 2 exons. Gene Ontology annotation, molecular function: protein heterodimerization activity. Gene Ontology annotation, biological process: transcription initiation at RNA polymerase II promoter.
AUGGCCAUGGCGACAUCGGGCAACCAAAUCAAACGACCUGCCUCGUCACAAGACCAUAAUGAGCCGAAGCGUUUGAAACGUCACUACCAUCACCACCACUGUUUGCAAGCGCCUGUGCUGCUGCCGUCCACGGCCGAGCCAGCUGUACAAGAUGAAGCCCAUAUCAGCCAAUUGUUGACUCGGGUCGUGGGUCAGACAUUGAAAGAUACGGGCUUUGACGUGGCUGAGCCAGCUGCGCUGUCAAGUAUCUGCAGCGCUACAGAGGAGUACAUGCUUCGAGUCUCCACAUUCAUCCGCCAAUCUAUGCUAUCAUCACGCCGUACUCAACCUAUUCCGCAAGAUUUCGAACAUGCUUUGAAGCGUUCACGUAUCCAGCCUCACAAACUUCUUCCUCUCCUCGAACCUACAUCAUCAAAUGCACCCGUUCCUUCAUUACUACCAUCGCCUCCACCAGAGAAUGAGAUUACGAAGACUUUACCAUUCCUCACGGCGCUGAGCAGUGAGGACGACCGUGCAACUCGCGCUUACAUACCGACACAUCUUCCCAGCUUUCCUAGCAAACACACUUAUUCCGCCACGGCGGUCUUCGUUGAACGAGAUGGCGAUCCGCGCAAAAUUCGUGAGCGUGCGGCCGAAGAUGGAAGACACGGUGAAGAGGCUUUGCGCAAGUUGGCUAGCGCCGCAUUCCGCGAUAACCAAACCAGCGCGUCAGGUCGCGAUAGGAAACUUUGGGGUCGGAGGAUGGACAGCAUGGAGACCAUGUUCGAAAAGACAACGAAGGGACUGGCUAAGAAGCUUGGCAAAGAUUCCUACGGCUCAUCAGCCGGGUUGAUUAAUUCGGCGAUGGAGAUUGACUCGGGAACGGCGGAUGCGGACACCAAGGCCCGGCUCAAGCUCUCGUGGAACAUGGAAUUGGGACCUAUUGUCAAUUGUGAACGAGAUUUGUGGCGCCGAGCAGCUUCAAAUGCGCGACGAACGGAAGAGAAUACUCCCAAGCCUGCUUCUAGUGCUGAGCCAGUGGAGUUGACGACUGGCAUGUAA